AUGGUCUUUAAGCCCUUCAAGCCCCCCUUGAUUAAGAAACCCUCUCAGCCCUCGAAUGGUAAUGGAGAGCAAGACCACCCGGCCAAAAAACCACGCCUGCACAAGGACGACCCAGCGCCCGAUGUCGAGACGCGACCAGCUAUAGGCAAUCGCAAGCCUCUACUACAAGUUCGAAAUAGAGGCAAAGAAACGACAACAAAUUCAACCUCGGAAUUGCCAUCGAGGAAUGUUGUACCUGGCGAGAGAUACUUCAAUGUCCUUUGGCGCAAACCGAGCGGCAAAAAGCAUAAAACAUGGGACGGUGAUGGCAUCCUCUCUGCGCGUGGUGGGUUUGUUUCUCUGCGCGAUGUCGGAGGCAAGGAUAUGGGGCGCAUGAUGCACGAAUCUCCGCUUGAGUCUGGUUCCUCGCUGUACAUUGCCGGGAAAGAGGUCGAAAUCGACUCUGAAAUACCCCGUGCGGAAUAUCUUUCUGGUAGACGGUUCUUGGAAGGAACGAAACCUGCUCCAACGCCCGCGUCGAAGGAGUUUGUGCCGCUCUCGAAGGGUGAGGGACGGAGUACGCCCACGCUCGCUGCUUCCAACAAACCCCAAUCCCUCAAACGGAGUUCGUUGGCGCUGGCUACUGGUGCUGCUACACAAGAAGCGGCAGCCUUUGGUGCCUAUAAGAAGCCGUUGCUCGAAAAUACAAUUGUUCCGCCUUCCGCUGGCAAAGUCGUUCCCCGCCAUGAUCCAAAUGCUCCCGGGGCCCUGGUUCUACCCCGACCUAGCUCAGCUCCCAAGGGGAAACAGAUUGUUGAUGUGGUGAUGGAUCCUUUACUCUCCAAAAAUCUACGUCAACAUCAACGUGAGGGUGUCAAGUUUCUCUACGAGUGCGUGAUGGGAAUGCGACCAUUCAACGGUGAAGGCGCCAUUCUAGCAGACGACAUGGGGCUAGGCAAGACGUUACAAACCAUCGCCUUACUCUGGACCCUUUUGAAGCAGAAUCCCGUUUACGAAGAUCCACCCGUUAUCAGAAAGGCCCUCAUCGUCUGCCCAGUGACACUCAUCAACAAUUGGCGGAAGGAAUUCCGCAAGUGGCUCGGCAAUGAGAGAAUCGGGGUUUUUGUCCUCGAUGACCAGAGGAAACGUCUGACCGAUUUCACCAAGGGCCGUGCUUACAACAUCAUGAUUGUGGGGUACGAGAAAUUAAGGACUGUGCAGGAGGCUCUAGCCAAAAGCGCGGGCGUCGACAUUAUCAUUGCAGAUGAAGGACACCGACUCAAGACCCUGCAAAACAAGAGCGGACAAGCUAUCCAAUCCCUCAAUGCCACAAAAAGGGUGAUUUUGUCGGGCACGCCAAUUCAAAAUGAUCUGCGUGAGUUCUUUGCAGCCGUGGAUCUCGUCAAUCCAGGAAUUCUCGGGACGUUCAAGGCUUUCAUCCGGGAGUUCGAGGUGCCAAUUGUCCGAAGCAGACAACCAGAAGCCACGAGCAAGGAUAUCGAGAAAGGCGAAUCCAGAAACGAGGAACUAAGGGAACUCACAUCGAAGUUCAUACUCCGCCGAACCGCCGAUGUGCUGGCCAAGUAUCUUCCCCCGAAGACGGAAUACGUGCUCUUCUGCAACCCGACUCGCCCUCAAGCAAAUAUAUACCAGGGCGUUCUCGCAUCUCCUGUUUUUCAAUCCGCUCUGGGCAAUUCAGAGAGUGCACUCCAGCUCAUCACCAUCCUAAAGAAGCUUUGCAAUAGCCCGUCAUUGCUAUCCGCGAAGAACAACGACAACUCGCCCAACGAUACCAUUGCCACGCUCUUAUCCUCGCUCCCUCCAAAUCUCCUCCGCAACUUCUCCCCCUCGUCAAGCGCCAAGGUGCGCGUCCUCGACCAGCUGCUCGAUACCCUACGCACCAAAACCUCCGAAAAGGUCGUCUUAGUCUCCAACUACACAUCGACGCUAACUCUUCUCGCCACACUCCUCACCUCGCUCGGCCUCCCCUUCCUCCGCCUAGAUGGGGGCACGCCCGCCCAAAAACGCCAGCCACUAGUCGACGACUUCAACCGCCUCCCUGCCGAAGCCUGCUUCGCAUUCCUGCUAUCCGCCAAGGCAGGCGGCACUGGUCUCAAUCUCAUCGGCGCCAGCCGGCUCAUCCUCUUCGACGUCGACUGGAAUCCAGCAACAGAUAUCCAAGCCAUGGCGCGCAUCCACCGCGACGGACAAAAGCGUCACUGCCGCAUCUACCGCGUGCUGCUAAAGGGCAGCCUCGAAGAAAAGAUCUGGCAGCGCCAAGUCACCAAAAUCGGACUGGCCGACAGCGUCAUGGAGCACAAGAACAACGUCGCGCAGUUCUCGACCGCCGAGCUGCGCGACCUCUUUCGUUUGGACCAGGAGAGCCGCUGCCAGACUCAUGAGCUGCUGGGUUGUGACUGCGGCGGAAAGGGUGUUGCGGCUUCUUCUUCUAAUUCUUCUCCCUCUGUCUCUACCUGCGGCACAGCUACCCCCAAUCCGCGCGAUGGUAACGAUAAUAAUGACUCCGACGCCUUUGAGCUAACAGAGCUCUCGUCGGACGACGACCUCCCGGAUUUUCCUACCCUCAUGAAAGCCUCGCAGGUCGACAUGGAGAAGCAGGAGCGAUCCAUUCGCGAUGGGUCUCAUCGCGCACGGAAUCGAAAGGGCAAGAAGACGCGGAAGUCGGAGGACAAGAUGCACCAGUCUUUGGCGCUGUACUCGCAUAUCGACCCGUCUUUGCUCUCACCUUUGUCGAAGGAUGAUGGCCAGGACGAUGAUGAUAACGCUGGUCUUGCUUCUGCUAUCGAUGAUGAUGUGCUGGUGUCCCUGCUCAAGGACGAGUGCAAUCGCAUCGGGUAUAUUUUUAAGAAGUCUAAUGCUGCUGAGGUAGAGGGUCCGUCUGAUGCUGUCCCCGGUAGCUGA
This is a messenger RNA of Penicillium alfredii, 2901 nucleotides long. Its product is annotated as DEAD/DEAH box helicase. Gene Ontology annotation, cellular component: nucleus. Gene Ontology annotation, molecular function: ATP binding; DNA translocase activity; ATP-dependent chromatin remodeler activity. Gene Ontology annotation, biological process: double-strand break repair via homologous recombination; reciprocal meiotic recombination. The transcript has 2 exons. Bases 1 to 2901 code for a protein of 966 amino acids. Lineage: Eukaryota; Fungi; Ascomycota; Eurotiomycetes; Eurotiales; Aspergillaceae. The record is from RefSeq and is a predicted model, not a curated record.